Molecule: messenger RNA, 4689 nt
Organism: Danaus plexippus (monarch butterfly)
Lineage: Eukaryota; Metazoa; Arthropoda; Insecta; Lepidoptera; Nymphalidae
Product: CUGBP Elav-like family member 2
Exons: 13
Coding region: 536-2080 (514 amino acids)
Biological process (GO): regulation of alternative mRNA splicing, via spliceosome; mRNA splice site recognition
Cellular component (GO): nucleus; cytoplasm; ribonucleoprotein complex
Molecular function (GO): mRNA 3'-UTR binding
Source: RefSeq, a predicted model, not a curated record
UGUCGUAUGCGACGGCUCUUCGUCACACUCGUUCACGUAAACGCGAUUUGUGUUCAGUGUUUUAAUUUAACGUACAUAGGUUUAGUGUUAUUCCAGUUGCGAUAUUUCAUGUUAAGCAUCCAUAAAUUAAUACCGAUCGAAGAAAUGUAAAUUCCUAAAUUAAUUAUGACCGGCAUGCCUUACGGUACCGAGAGCAAAUAAACAGACACUUUACAAAUUAAAACACUCGUGAAGAAGAACUAGCUCAGUAGAACUGUGAUAUGGACCGAAGUUUAUAAAGUGAUAGUGCCGUUGAAAUCAAAACUAAAAUAUGGGAAGGUGUUACAGCAGGACAGGACGCUGACCCUUGACGAAAUAUAAGCAAACAUCGGGGACGUGUGUGUGUGUGUGUGUGUCAGGUGGCGAUGACGCGAGGGGCGGGUGUGCCCCCGCGCUUAUCAGGAGAUAAGCCGGCGGUUGAUAACGGCAGAGUCGCAAACGGAGGUGAGGCUUCACCGUGACCAGGCCGCUAGGAACCCAGCGGCCGCCGCCCGCCAUGCUACAUUCAUUGAACGCACUCGCCGGCAAGAUAUCGCCGGGCGGCGGCCUCGACACUAAUGCGAACAGGCACACACAUCCUAACAGGAAUCACAAGACAUCAUCACCGUCAUCACCAUACUCCAAGACGAAUGGGGUGAACAUGAAUUUGAAUAACAACAGCACCAGUAUCAACAACAACAAUGAAGAGAAGUCUGACAUACCGGAUCCGGAUUACAUAAAGAUGUUCGUCGGUCAAGUGCCUAGAAGUAUGGACGAAAACGAUCUCCGGCUGAUGUUUGAAGAGUUUGGGAGGGUCCAUCAGAUCAAUGUGCUAAGAGAUAAGAUCACGGGAGCAAGUAAAGGGUGCUGUUUUGUGACGUUUUUCACGAGGAAAGCGGCGUUGAAAGCUCAGGACGCUUUGCACAAUAUCAAAACGUUGAGCGGGAUGCAUCAUCCGAUCCAAAUGAAACCAGCUGACAGUGAAAAUAGAAAUGAACGCAAGCUGUUCGUGGGUAUGUUAAACAAGAAGCUAUCUGAGAAUGACGUGCGGACGCUCUUUUCUGGACACGGAGCGAUUGAAGAGUGCACCGUCCUUAGAGAUGCGCAAGGCCAGAGCAAGGGUUGCGCUUUCGUUACCUUCGUCUCUAAACAGGCGGCCAUCGCUGCUAUUAAGACGUUACAUCACAGUCAAACGAUGGAAGGCUGUUCAGCGCCGUUGGUGGUAAAAUUCGCUGAUACCCAGAAGGAGAAAGAACAGAAGAAGUUACAGGCCAUGCAAGCGAGUUUAUGGGGGCUUACGACUCCUGUAGCCCCUACUUACCUAGCGUCGGAAGCGGCGCUAUCACCAGCAACGCAGCUGCAACUGCUGCAACAGCUGCAGGCAGUCGGGCUUCAGCAGCAAUUGCUGCAAGGUCAAGGGUCAACUUUAUUACAAGGUGUUAACUAUCCAGAUGUCGGUUUCAAUGGCGCAGGGCUGGGCGGUGGUGUCGGUGUUAGCGCUGGUGGUGAACAGCUAGGUGGCCUGCUGGCACCUGUCAGCGUACAGAACUUAGCGGCGCUGGCAGCCAUGACGCAACCUGUCACGCAAGCAGCACCCAUAGCUCAACCAGCGGCACCUCAACCAGCAGCACCGCAAUUAUGUCUUCUCGGGAAGACUAACAUCACAGGGUCUACAGCGGAGCCGCUUGGGUCUGCGUACGCUGCGCAAUUCGGCAGCGCUUUCGCGGCGGCGCCGCUCGGCUCUGUGUUAGGAUCGGCGGCCGCCGCAGCGGCGGGGAAACAGGUUGAAGGGCCAGAAGGCGGUAACCUGUUUAUUUAUCACUUGCCCCAGGAGUUCACAGAUACGGACUUGGCGUCCACGUUUCUACCAUUCGGCCACGUGAUAUCAGCUAAAGUGUUCAUAGACAAACAGACCAACCUAUCAAAGUGCUUUGGUUUCGUAUCGUACGAUAACGCAGCCUCCGCGCAAGCCGCCAUCCAAGCGAUGAACGGCUUCCAGAUAGGUACAAAAAGACUAAAGGUUCAGUUGAAACGUUCGAAAGAACUUUCUAGACCGUACUAGAUCUAUUCCAGGUUCCUAGUGAAUAAAAAGGUUUGAUGAUUAAAAUUUAAUAAAAAAAAAAACUAUGAAGGUUGUCUAUUUUUGAACGUUUGUUGUGAUGUAUUCGGUGCACAUGAACUGAUGAUGGUGAUGAAGAUGAUGUUGAUGAUGGUGAUGUCGGUGAUAGUUUUAAGGUUCGCUCGGAUCGGAGUCCACGUGCACAGUUGUUAUCUAAUAAGCGUAAGAUUAAGGUUUGUGUCAAAGGAUUUUAUCGUUUCCAAAGUAUUCCCCAAAUUCUUUUUUUUUAUUAUUAAUUCAAUAUUAUCACUUUUCAUUAUAAUAAGUUGUAGUCAUUUUGUAAGUGUAAGUUAAAUGCGUUCAUCGAGUCGCUAUCCAAACCGCCAAAGAGCUGUCAGAUAUUAUUUAUGUAUGUUUUUUUUAACACAUCUGUCAUACAAAUAUCAUCUGUGACAGUUUUUAAAGAGUAUUGACUAAUUAAAAUUAUUUUUGUUUUUUUUUUUUCAACAAACAAUGGUUUUAAUGUAAUAUUAUUGUGUUACCAAUCUGUGUCCAUAACAUAAAGUCUGUUUAAAUUCUAAUGUGUUAGAAUAUAUAAUGAUCUCAAUGUGAUCAAUGUAUUUAUAUCAUUAACAUAUUUUCAAUAUUGUACUUAAUGUUUUUUACAUAAAAGCUGUAAAAAUAUGGCUUAAACUUACCAAAAAGCUAUUUCAUUUUUGUUUACAUAGUGUAAAUCUUUCGUUCUCUACAAAUAAAAAAUGUAUAUAUAUGAAAUAUGUCAAAAUUCAACAUUGUCUAUGAUAAUUCUAGAAACUUUUUGCCGGAUUAAGCCACAAACUUGUUUACUUAUACUUAUGUUUAUUGAACAUCGAACUUUGAACCGUUUAGUCAGAAAAAAAUUUUGUUAGAUUUAAGUAUUUAAAUAUAGAAUAAGUUUUCGUGUAAGUUCGACAUUUAUCGUGUAUUUUUUAAAGCACUGUACCCACGUAUUCUUCUGGUUAUUUCCUUUCCUUAUUCGAAUGGUAAGACUACACAAGAUUUUGAGUUAUCUAUUAAUUUUUAUUUCACUAUUCACUCUUAGGAAUUAUUUGAAAAAAAAAAAAAUCUUGUAAAUUUUUUAAACCAAUUUUGAAAUUCUUUGAAUAUAAACGUUUCCUUAUAAGCUAUCUUCUAUCGCUCAACUCUUAUUCAGUAAAUAUAUAAAUAACACAACGUUACCCAAGAAUUAAGUUACAGUGCCAAUGAGUUAAUUUAACAAAAAUUAUAUAUACAUUAUUAUUUUAUUUUAGUUAUUUAAAAGAAAAAACCUAAGUUCACCUUAUUAUAAAAAUUACUUGAGUGUUAUUUGUAAAGAGAAAUUUCGAAGGCGGUCUUAUCGUAGUGUAAUUAUUUAGUCAAGGUUCAAAAAAAGAUAUAUGUAGACUGAAUAAGUUCCAUAAAUCUAUUUUAUAAAUAAAUCCCUUGCGGUUAUUGUAUUUGUGAGUUUGUUGAACAAUUUCGUUGGGAACGAUUCCUUAUAUUAUAAUAAUUUAUCUUAACCUCACUAGUUUAUUUAUUUCUAUAUAAAAAAAAAGAAAUGAAACAAUCAUGACUUUAUGACGCGAUCAAUCAUAGAGCAUUUUUUUUUCUCAAACGAUAUUAAUAUCAAAAUAAAAAAGUUUUGUUAAAUGUCAUGAUUGUUUUUUUUUUCUACAUUCAAUCCUAGACACGGCCACUCUUGAGUAAGUGUGAUCAAAAUAAUAUAAAAAUAUAUUGGAUAAGUGGACUUUUACCUACUUAUACUUACUAGGCGAAUCGAAUACGAGACCUCAUUAUUGUUGUGUGACAAUUAGAUAUCAGACUAUUGUACAGAAUACAGAUGAUGUCCUCCUCUAACAGAUUAAAAAACUCCACACUUGACGCUAAAAUUAAUAAAUUUGCUUAAUAUUUUAAUUUAAACAUUUGUAUUUUAUUGGAGAAUAGUAGCAAAUGUAGCGAUGCAUUAUUUAAAACUGUUUCUCCAUCUAUCCAGUUUUAAAUAAGUUUUUUUUUUUAUAGGAAAUUUAAAAUGUUUAAUUUUUUUGUAGUAUGUAUAAAUCGUUGCUAGAUUGCCGCUACUUUUUGAUUGAUCUAUUUUAUAUUAGUUUAAAAAUUGAAGAGCUUAUAACAAAAAUAUAUAUUGAACGAAUUGUAUUAAUAACUGUUUCGAGUUACAAGCGGUGUUGCGACCAAGGUAGAUCGAUCAUAAAAUUGUUACAAAUAUCUAUGACUUCAAACAAGCAAGUAGCUGAUAUUAUGAAUAAUUUAAAUUCUAUGUAAAUAAUUAUGAACUGAACAUUGUUUUCCUAAAAUAAAUCACACCGCUCGUUAUUCGCGUAUAUUGUAAUAAUUUAUGACUUUUAUUCGUUUUUUUUUUUUUUUAUUAUGUAUGUUUUAAGCUUGCAACAUCUUUAAAUAAAAAGAUGGCGGAGUCACGGUCCCUAACCGCAUAUCCUGCAACCGCAAAAUUAUUUUUACACUGUUUCGAGGCACUGUAUUACGUAGAUAUACAAUUGGUAUAAAUAAUUAUAAAGAACUGUUUUAUACAACACCCGUUUUGUUGAUAUAAAUGUAAAUAAAUGUCAAGUUAAAAA